Antechinus flavipes (yellow-footed antechinus) is the source of this 1112-nucleotide messenger RNA. RefSeq names its product heterogeneous nuclear ribonucleoproteins C1/C2-like. The record is from RefSeq and is a predicted model, not a curated record. The transcript has 3 exons. NCBI's taxonomy places the organism in Eukaryota, Metazoa, Chordata, Mammalia, Dasyuromorphia, Dasyuridae. Bases 104 to 658 code for a protein of 184 amino acids.
CCCGGAGAGAGGCGGGGAGGUUGCCAGAGGCUGCCGGCUCCCUGGACCGCUCAGUGCUCGGCGGCAGGGGAAGCGAGCGAAAGCGCAACCAGUGUUGGGGAGGAUGGCCGGGGAGGCUGUGUCAUCCGGAGCCAGCCCGAAGGUGGUGAUAGCGAGUCCUGUGAGGCCCAGGAGGCCAGACUCCCAGCAGGCAGCAGGAGCAGUCGGCUAUAGAGCCCGAGGGAGCGAGGAGCCAGUGCUACUGCCGCUGCUGCUGCUGCUGCUGCCGCUGCUGCUGCCGCUGCCGCUGCUGCUGCUGCUGCCCCCGCUGCCGCCGCUGCCGCCGCCGCCGCCAGUCGGAGAAAUCAUGUCCCGCAAAGGCAAGAGUGGAGUCUCUUCCAUGAACGACGAGGAGGCCCUGGCCUUCUCUUCCGAAGAAGCGAAAGGUGAUGACCUCCAGGAGAUCAAGAAGGAGUUGGUGAAGAUUGAAGAGAAGGUGGAUGCUCUGCUGGCCAGCCUGGAGCAGAUGGAAAGUGACCCGAGUGAGCAGUGUGAGCCCUACGUGAGGAAUAGACCCGAGGAAGAGAUGGAGAGCAACAGUGCUGUGCAGGAAGCCGACACCAACAUGGAGAUGGAGGAGAGCGGAGGAGGCGUCGGCAACGCCGGAAAUCGUGCUUAGGAGGGGCCCGCCUGGGGGAGGAGGACCAUGAAGAUCAGGGCAGGCAGGACUGGCUGGGGUGGCUCUAGAAUGGUGGAGGAAGGGUAGCGGUGCUGGUGGUGGCAGUGGAGGCCCUGGAGGAGCCAGAGGGCAACAGAAAUGCCAUCUGGGGUGAGCAGAGCUCUUUAGCACCCAAGGGUCCCAGUCGGAAGGCUCCCCCCUUAUUGUCACAGCUAGGCCCUCAUCCUAGAGCCAGCCUCCCUAGGUCCUCUCCCAUGAUAUCUUCAAGUAUAUGCUCCCUCUUGUCCUCAGUGCUAUACUCCCCAGGCUCAUUAGCUCCCCUCUCCCUUACAGGUGGCCCCCUUUCCUGUUUGCUGUAGCUCUCCCUUAGAGUUACACUAAGGCCCCUGUAACUUUGCUCAUUUAACUCUCAUGACUUUUUUCUGGUUCAACAAUAAAAAGUUCUAUUGCUGUG